Messenger RNA from Prorocentrum cordatum, 4560 nucleotides. Lineage: Eukaryota; Dinophyceae; Prorocentrales; Prorocentraceae. The record is from the annotation of a GenBank genome assembly.
AUGCGAGCCUACCCGACCAGCGCGAUAGGCGCCGUGGUCACGUUCCUGGCCGGGUUCGUGGCGCACGACGUGCUGGGGCCCGCGCUGGUGCACGAGGCGAGCGGCCUGCCUCCGCGCAGCGGGCCGGGCCACGAGCUGGAGGCCAGCUCGACGAGCAGCACCUCCACGAGCACCAGCACCGUGCUGGCUUGCUCGGUGCUGGUGACGUACAGUGACGACCCGGGCUGGACGCACGAACGAGUAUUAUUGUGGCCUCACACUGAGGCUCGCACGAGUUGGCAGAUCUACACGCCUGGCAACGAUUUAUACGCCGAGGACUUCGGCGACUACGCCUCGCUUAUCCCGAUGACGGGGCGGAGGCGGUAUCCGCCGGGCGUCAGGAACGUGGUGGCGUUCAACAGGGAGCUGCAGGCGGCUGAGCUGGUCUCGCUCAUCAAACGCGGUCGAGGCGAAGCCGUCCUCGAACACGGGCCGCCAGCGAACGGCUGGUGGGCCGGCGCUGGCCAGGAUUGGCUCGGAGGCAUGCUGGACAUCCCCGCGCCGACGGCCGUGGAGGUCCCUCGCGUGCGGCGCCGCCUGCGCAAGAAGGGCGCGGAGGUGCAGACCGACCUCCCUGACAGCGACUUCGGCCAGAUGGUGCCCCUCUCAGCGGCUGCCAUCCUGCGAGGCCGCUACGGACUCGACAAGGAUGAGAUGGGCGAGUGGCGGCUCAAAGAAUAUGUGGAGGACGAUCAGGCCGACAGCUGGCGAGACGACAAGCUGGUGGCGGCGGAUCGGCAGCGGCCACCCCGAGGCGCCCUUGGGGAUCGGCUCUUCGGCGGUGGCGGAGGCGGCACCGCAACGCCCCCUGGGGAGCCCACGGUUGCGGCCGUCGCAGCUGGCACUGGCGAGGAGCAGGCCGAGGAUCUGCGCACGUGCUGGAUCGACGUUGACGAGACAGGCUCGAGGUUCAAAGAAUGGCGCAAGGUGGUGCAGGAGAGCACGCAGGAGGUGUUCUCGGACUCGAGCCUGCGCGGUCCGCCUGCUUGCCUGGAGGUGUGCCGCAAGAUGUAUCGUCACGGCGGCACGCCCAAGAUCUGGUUCCAGGAGUGGUGCAAGGAGACAGGGAUCUCUCGACGGGAUCGCGCGUACGCGCACGGUGCGGACCACGCGAACUGGGCGGCGGCGAAGCACCUGGCGGGGACGACGAACCCGCUGGACCUGGUGCCCGAGGCGCUGCGGAGCUACGCCGGCCGGCUGAGCAAGGAGGAGCACGAGCUGGAGGCGUUGCGGGCGCGGGCAAAGACGCCUGCGGCCUUUUCGGCUGAGGGCGGUCGUGGCGCUGCGGCUGCCGCGGUGGACGCUGGCGGCUUGCCGCUCGGAGGCGGCGGUGGAGCGAGCUUGACCAGCCAGAUGAAGAUGGAUGAUAUUUCGGCGGACGUGCAGCAGCGCGUCUUCUCGGUGGCUCGCCAGUGGAUGGACGUUGACAGCGCCGUCAGCGAGGAGGAGGCCCUUGCCAGGCUUCUUAAGGGCAAGGCGGGGUAUGCCCCCCUUGGCUCGACCAGCAUGGGCUCCUACGAGUACUCGCGGGUGAGCUUGCCAGACAGCGUCGUCGACGCGCCGUCUCUGGCCACCAUGCCCCCUGCGCAGGCAAAGCAAUACCUCGAGGAGUUUGCUUCCAGAAUGCUGCUACCGCCUCGGGAAGCAGCCCUAAUACGAGAACAUGAUGGGCUUCCUGGUUGUCACACCGACCCUCUGUUGCUGCAACGGCCGCGGAGCUAUGGGAAGUUCGUGCGGCGAGCGCUCUCGAUAGGUCUAGUCACUUUGACACGGGUGCCUAAGAGCGUGCUUGGAUUAUUGUUUGUGAAGAAGAAGGAUGGGGCUCGCCUUCGCCUCAUCGUCGACUGCAGGCAAAGCAGCGCCCUGUUCCGCCUUCCUCCUGGGGUCGACUUGCUGUCGGGCGAGGGGCUCGGCCGCAUAGAGAUGCCCAUCAUGGAGGUCUCCGACUUCGCCGGGCUCUGCGCGGUGCUUGGCGUGGGCGACGUUGCCGACUGCUUCCGCAGGAUGAAGCUGCAGGGCGACAUCAGGCACUAUUUUGGCUGGCCGCCGCUGGAUGCUGCUUUGACUGGAGAGACACUGGUCGAAGGGCGCCCUGUGCACGCUGGCGAGCAGGCGUGGCCGAUGAGCCAGAGCCUGCCAAUGGGCUUUUCGUGGUCCCUGUACUUCGCCCAGGCCGCCAACCAGUGCAGGCUCGAUCGACAGCCGUCGUUAGCGGGUAGCCUGCGUCUGAGCGAUCGCGGGCCGCCGCUUGUCCUUGGACAAGGUGCCGCGGGCUCGGAGUUGGGCCACUACAUGUACGUCGACAGUGCUGGCGUGAUUGGUUUCGACGCAGCGCGUGUGACAUGCGCGCUGCAGGAGGCACAGCGCGACUUCGAUGGCGAUCACUUGAAGUUCCACGAGGUGGAGGUGUUGCCUGAGGGAGGUCGCACCCUGGGCUGCUAUCUCGACGGCAGGCGCCGAGCGACCCGCCCUACUGACGAGAGGUUCGCCAUGGUGCGGAAGGGGUUGAGGUGCCUGUUGAGGAGACGCAAGGUUGCCGGCUGGCAGCUGGAGAUGGUGCUGGGCCACAUGACCUUCAUGGCCCUGGUUCGCCGCGUAGUGUUGUCCAUCUUCCACUCGGUAUACGCUUUUGUGGCGCAAAGCUACCACGCCUUCUCCGUGCUGUGGCCCACCGUGCGCGAUGAGUUGAACUGCUACGUGGGCAUCAUGGUGAUGCUGGAGUCGAGCUGGACCAGGCCGUGGACGCCAGUGGUCUACUCCUCCGACGCCAGCCUGUACGACGGCUACGGCGUUGCGGAGGCCUGCUUCGGGACCGAGACGGUGGCGGAGAUUGGCCGCGUUUCGGAGUUGGCGCGGUGGCGGCUGGGUGCUGGGCUGGCGAGGCAGCAUGCCUUCGAGUGCGCUGGCUUCCUCUUGGACAGCGAGACCGGCGAGGUCGUCCGAGAUGAGGCGGGGGUCCCGAAGCGGCUGGACGCCGAGCUCCAGCGCGUGCUGGCCAGCGAGCGCUGGGAGCUGGACCCGAGCUUCCCCGAGGUGCCCAGCUGGCUCCUGCACGACUCGCAUUGGGCCACGGUCAUGGCCGAUCGGUGGGCCUUCGCCGACGAUAUCCUUAGACUCGGGGCACGAGCGUUGCCGAACUGCGGUGCCGACGCCAGCCGCCCCGCUCGAGACGGGCCGGAGGCGGACGCGGGCGCUGAGCAGCCCUGGUCGCCGACUGGAAGGUCCCGCACGCUGGACCAGAGCCGCGGGCUGGCCGCGAGGCUGGUGCUGGAGGGCGCUGCCCGACCGCCGCAGCAGAGCUCAGUAGAAGCUUGCUUGCGGCUGAGCCCCGACGAGCCGCGCCAGGCCGACAAGGCCGUUGCAGGCCACGGGGUUGCCGAGGUCGCGGCGGAGAGCGAGAGCGUCGAGAGCAGCGACGCCGAGGAGCCGCCGGCUGCUGCGCGUUCCCGAAGGCGUCUGGAGACGCGCGGGAAGGCGCGGAUCAGGAAGGCGAUCGAGGUGCUCGAGACCGCGGAGUCGGGCAGGGACGACGUGAAGCUGGGCAUCAGCUACCUCGAGAAGAGAUCGGUGGGCGCAGGCACUUUGGAGACCUACCGCCAGUGCCUGCUCGCAUUCUGCGUCUGGGCCCGCUGCUGCCUCACGGCCCUGCCCGAGCUCAAGGAGCUGGACGGCCAGCUGGUCGAAUACAUGAACGAGGAGUUCUUGAAGGGCGUCAAGGCCUGGCGGGGCGAGAAGCUGCUCGCUGGGCUGAUGUUCCCCCACCCGGACUUCGGCCGCCUGGGCGGGCUGCGUCUACCGAGGUCAUUGCGCUGCCUGAAAGGGUGGAAGAAGCUUUCACCAUCUCGAUAUCGGAAGCCCUUGGUGUUCGCGAUCUGGGCGGCGUUGGCAGUGGAACUCUGCCGCCUGGGGGCGCCUCUAGUAGGCGCGAUGGUGCUGAUCAUGGUAGAGUGCUACCUUCGGCCAGGAGAGAUGCUGAGCCUCACGAGCGAUUCAUUUCUGGCGCCGACGGAGCAUGCAGUGCAGAACUGGGUUGUAUGGCUGUUUCCAGAGGCUGGGGUGGCUCGGAGCAAGGUGGGGUCAGCGGACGACACCAUCCCUUGCGAUUCAGGACGUUGCCCGUGGAUGUGUCACAUCUUCAAGGCCUUGAAGGAUCGUCAGUCAUCCCGGCCCCUCCUGGACUUGGGCUACCCGCAGUUCCUGACCCUCUUCCGGAGAGCGGCCACGAACAUCGGAGCCGACGUCGUCCCAUACCAAGGCCGGCACAGCGGCGCAUCGCUGGAUCGGGCAACGGGACGACGCUCUCUGGAAGAGGUGCAGAAAAGAGGGCGAUGGGCGGCGAUGAGUUCGGUGAAAAGAUACGAAAAGUCAGGACGACUGAACGAGAGCUGGGAGAAGCUGGGCGACGCCUCCAAGGCACACUGCGCCGCGGCGGCGAGGCUGCUGCAGGAGGUGCUGCUGCUGGGACGGCCCGCGCUUGUGCCGCCGUUCGGCGGCCGCGAGGGCUCUCGCGGGCUCCGCUGA